AUGGAAAGUGUUAGUGGUGUUACUGGUGUAUCUGGAACCCAACCUGAGUUGGAAGCACCUGCUAUAGAGACUGUUACUCCUCAGUCUCAGCAGCCUUUGCCUCCACCUGUUCCAAAGAAAAGGAAAGAGGUUGAAUCCAGGGCUCCAUGUUGGGAUCACUUUGAAAAGAUCAAAGACAGUGAUGGCAUUGUCAUCAAAGGAAAAUGUAUAUAUUGUGCAAAAGUGUAUUGCUGUGAGAGCAAGAAACAUGGGACUUCUUCUCUCAGACUUCAUGUGGUAAACUGCCUUAAAAAUCCUCACUCUAAGGAGACAAGGCAGUCCCUACUCACAUUCCAACCUGCACCUUCUUCUGCUGGAACUCAAAGUAGUGAAGGAACUGAAGGGGUGUUGGGUUUAAAAUCCCUUCAAGAUGGACUAUCAGUAGGGACAUUUUCAAGAUAUUUUCUGAUGAGAGGGUCAACUUGA
Ipomoea nil (Japanese morning glory) is the source of this 465-nucleotide messenger RNA. RefSeq lists its product as uncharacterized. The record is from RefSeq and is a predicted model, not a curated record. Gene Ontology annotation, molecular function: DNA binding. The coding region runs from base 1 to 465 and encodes 154 amino acids. The transcript is spliced from 2 exons. Lineage: Eukaryota; Viridiplantae; Streptophyta; Magnoliopsida; Solanales; Convolvulaceae.